Messenger RNA from Danio aesculapii, 1950 nucleotides. Its product is annotated as claudin-1. Gene Ontology annotation, molecular function: structural molecule activity. The coding region runs from base 1149 to 1766 and encodes 205 amino acids. The transcript has 4 exons. NCBI's taxonomy places the organism in Eukaryota, Metazoa, Chordata, Actinopteri, Cypriniformes, Danionidae. The record is from RefSeq and is a predicted model, not a curated record. Gene Ontology annotation, cellular component: bicellular tight junction; plasma membrane. Gene Ontology annotation, biological process: bicellular tight junction assembly; cell adhesion.
UUGUUUUCCAAUUAAAGAUUUCAACAACCAUGCCUGAAACUCAAAAAAGAAGGUUAACUUUGCUUUGUUUUCCCAAAUCUGACCACAUGUCCUGACAAUGAAUGAUUCAAACUGACAAAGCUUUAUUAAACUACUCUGUUUAUGGGGAAUUGAACCAGCAACCUACUGUUUUUCUAUCAAAAGUUUCAAGCCGCUUGCAUAAAUCUCAGAAAUAAACUCACACUAGAUAUUUUCAGAUCAGAGCUACUAAUUCUAUUGAAAUCGGACCCAAUGUCUAGUCCAUAAAUUAUUCACAUCUACUGUACUUCACAAUGCUUUAUCCAAAAUUGCUUCAUUUUGGGAAAUGAACCAUCAACCUACUGUUUGUUUUCCAAUUAAAGGUUUCAACCACCAAGCCUGAAACUAAAAAAUAAGUUAAACUUAGAUUUUUUCCAAAUCUGACCCGAUCUCCUGACAAUGAAUGAUUUAAACUGACAAUGCUUUAUUAACCUACACGGAUUAUGGGGAAUUGAACCAGCAACCUACUGUUUUUCAAUCAAAAGUUUCGACCAUCAGACAUAAAUCUCAAAAAUAAGCUCAACAUAGAUAUAUAAGCUGCUAAUAACAUUUGAAAUCUGACCCAAUGUCUAGUCCAUAAAUUAUUCACAUCUACUGUACUUCACAAUGCUUCAUCUAAAAUCACUUCAUUUUGGGAAAGGAACCAACAACCUACUGUUUGAUUUCCAUUUAAAGGUUUCAACCAUCACACCUGAAACUCAAAAAAUAUAUUAUUUUCCAAACGUGACCCGAUGUCCUGACAAUGAAUGAUUCAAACCUACCAUGCUUUAUUUAGAAUAAACAAUUCAUGGAUCCACCCAGCCCAUGAAUGAUUUACACAUCUACUUUACCCUAAAUAAUAUUAGGAAUUAAACCAAUAACCUACUGUUUCAACCCCCAACAUAUUGUUGUUAAGCUCAAACUAGAUAUUUCCAAAUCAGAGCUACUAAUUCCAUUGAAAUAUGACCCAAUGUCCAGUCCAUGAAUGAUUCACACCUACUUCAAGUGAUAAAUAGCAGCCUGCAAUGCUCAGUUUGCAUUGGUGAGCCUCAGUGGACAAAUACUUCUGACUGAAACAUUUACUUCACGUUGUUUUGUUAUUUUACUCAAAAAUGGCUUUUCAACUCUUUGGUUAUAUUUUGACCAUUGCUGGAUUAUGUGGCCUGCUCAUAGGCACAUUUACGAACGAAUGGAAAAUCAGCGGACACAACAAUGACCAGUCUGUGAUUCUGGUGAAAUAUGAAGGACUGUGGAUGCAGUGUUCAGUCGACAGUUCGUCUCAUGUUCGGUGCACCAAUUUUAAUUCUCUCCUUCAUCAAACUUUUGAAAUCCGGAUGAGUCGAGUAAUCAUGAUCGUCAGCAUCGUGUUGUCAAGCUUUGCUGUUCUGGUAGCCGUUUCUGGACUCAGAUGCACAAAAUUUUUAGACGACAAUGAGACGUUGAAGGACAGAACUGCUUUCUUUGGAGGAAUCCUCUCAGUGUGUGGUGGUCUGUUUGCUUUGGGAAUAACCAGCUGGUUCACUUAUUUAAUUGUCGAUGAUUUCUAUCAGAAGGACGAGGGCAAGGAUAAGUAUGUUAUCGGCAAAUCUCUGAUUGGUGCAUUUGUCGCAUCUUUGCUCUGUUUAUUCGGAGGUGUGUUUUUAUGCGUCUGCAGCGUGAAGAAUCUGAGAUCCAGCAAUAAGCUCAGCCAGCAUCUGGUCUCCAAAAAUCCUGAAAAAGACUACGUUUAAUGCUCCUGAGAUGAUCUGAAUGACUAAACCUCAAUUUGAACAUCACACACUUGUUAGGGAUAAUAAAUGUAUAUGAAUUGUAAUACAGAUAAGUAUAAAUGUAUAAUGCAUUGUGCUGAUAUGACCUAAUGUCCUGAUGGUUUUUAUGUGUGUGUGGUUUAUAUGGACUUUUAUAUUUAAACUG